GGAGAUGGAGAUGGAGAUGGAGACGGUGCCAGAAGCUAAGCGAGUGAAGGGGACGGUGAUGAUGCAAGUAUACAUGAAGGGCACAUUUGAUAAACUUAAGAUGGAGUAUUCAAACUUUGGGGGGUUCCCAUAACACUUUCUCAAUCAUGAGUCUCAGCAAAUCCCAAAGAUAUGAAGAUGGGAAUCACGGGUGGUUGGUCCCCUUCUCAAUUGCAGUCGCCAUCGCCAUUGCCAUCGCCAUCGCCAUUGCCAUCACCAUCACCAUCACCAUCACCAUCACCAUCACCAUCACCAUCACCAUCACCAUCACCAUCACCAUCACCAUCACCAUCACCAUCACCAUCACCAUCACCAUCAAACGUCGUAAUUGCUGUUUUUAUAUCCUUCCCCCCAUCAAUACCUCCUCAAAAAUGUUGUAUUUGAUUGUUAAACAAAGAUAUUACUAUCGACGAAUUCUCAAGUAAUCGUAAAAAAUCGAAAAGUCCUCGACAAGAACGCCUGAGAUUUGAAGGCAUCACCUAGACGUGUUUCCAGUUUGAUCUGUCUAUCGACCUCAUCAAAUUGAGUGCUGAACA
Molecule: messenger RNA, 575 nt
Organism: Botrytis cinerea B05.10
Lineage: Eukaryota; Fungi; Ascomycota; Leotiomycetes; Helotiales; Sclerotiniaceae
Exons: 1
Coding region: 147-464 (105 amino acids)
Source: RefSeq, a predicted model, not a curated record